Molecule: messenger RNA, 2698 nt
Organism: Mya arenaria
Lineage: Eukaryota; Metazoa; Mollusca; Bivalvia; Myida; Myidae
Product: piggyBac transposable element-derived protein 4-like
Exons: 2
Coding region: 1331-2518 (395 amino acids)
Biological process (GO): non-replicative DNA transposition
Cellular component (GO): nucleus
Molecular function (GO): transposase activity
Source: RefSeq, a predicted model, not a curated record
AACGCCUGUACCUACAUGUAGAAUCAGAUAGAGGCUCCCAGUAGGAUGCCUAAAGAGAAGGCAAAUAAAGUGUUAACCCUUUCCCGCAUGAUUGUGCCAAAUUGUCCCUUUAUCUAUUCCCGCAUGAUUGUUCCAAAUUGUCCCUUUAUCGAUUCCCGCAUGAUUGUUCCAAAAUGUCCCUUUAUCGAUUCCCGCAUGAUUGUGCCAAAAUGCCCCUGCGUUGUUUAUGGUUAUUUAUUUUCAUACCUGUUACUUUUUUAUUCGCAACAAAUGCUUUUUUGUAUAGUGUAAACAUCGAUUGAUAUAUAAAUCGAAAAAAAAUACUAUGUUUCUAUUUAAAGAUUUUCGAUAAAUCUUGAAUGAAAUGUAUUGGGGUCAAACGCGUGUUCGAAGUUCAUCGCGCAUGCUUGGAAGCGUUCUUUUCCAUGGAAAACUACCAAGUAUGUCAUCAUAUAUUUAUAUCCACCAAUAAUAAAAUAAAACUAUUGAUAGAGCCCGUGACGUCACAGGUCAUGGUGCAGGGUCGUGUUAUUGUCGGAAUCUUUUGAUGCUAAACAAACACGGGCAUUGUUUUCGUCUGGGUCGUAAAAACAGGGGACAUUUUGUCACUUCUGUUUCUUUACGGAAUGCUAAUCCCGUCAUAAAAAUACGCCCCUACUUCCGUUGAUCAAAGUAAGUAUAUUGUUAUGAAUACACAGAAAUAAACAUCUGUUGAGACAAGCGAAGAAUACACAAUAAUAUUUUGGUACAUAUUCAGUCGAUUUGCCAUUGAAUUUCAUAACCGAAUUUCGGCUCUUAUUGACAACUUUAAAACCUACAUCUACUAAGUUAUGGCAUUUAAUUUUGACAGCGAUGAUGACGCGUCGGUAUUUUCCGGCUUUGGUGAGAGUGACAUCGGGUCUGACGUCAAGUUACCAACCGAGGCACUCGAGCACGAGGAGAGUGAGACGUCUGAUGACGACGUGUCUGAUGAUGAACCCGUACAUGCUGAUGGCUGGACAUCAAAUUUCACUGAUGUGCCGAUUGAUGACUUCACAGAGACACCAGGGCCAAACUUCCCCGAUGACUUUGAUGUGGACCACGCAACACCUCUUGACUAUUUCUGGCUUGUAUUCCCAAUCCAGCUCAUCACCCUGAUUGUCCAGCACACCAACGCCUACGCCCAGUGGGUCCAGGCCAGGGAUGGUUUUGACUCCUUCUGGCAUGAGACUUCGGAGGCUGAGAUGAGGGCAUUUCUGGCCAUCAACGUCCUGAUGGGCAUCCAGCAGCUGCCAGAGAUAUCUAUGUACUGGUCAUCCCCUUCAUUGGCAACCCAGGCAUCAUAGGAACAAUGACAUGCAACCGUUUCCAGAAACUAGACCAGUACUUCCAUGUGUCUGACAGGGCCUCUGAACCAAGGUGUGGUGACCCUGGGUAUGACCGCCUGUUCAAGGUCCGUGAAGUUAUGACAGCUGUUAUGGACUGUUUCAAACGUGCAUAUACAUUAUCUAAAGAAGUUGCUGUGGAUGAGGCAAUGAUAAAGUACUCUGGCAGACUGUCUUUUCGGCAAUACAUGCCUAACAAACCCAUUAAACAUGGAGUAAAAGUGUGGAUGCUGUGUGACAGCCGAAGUGCAUACUUAUGGAACUUUGAUGUGUACCUUGGCCGCCAGGACAGGACUCAUCAUGACCUCGGUCAUGAUGUGGUUAUGAACUUAACUCAGGGAGUGCAGAAUUCUAAACGCCAUAUAUAUUUCGACAAUUUCUUUACGGGAUUACCACUCUUGGAAAGCUUGUUAGGAAACGGAUUGUACGGUUGUGGGACAGUUAGAGAGAAUCGUAUUGGUUUUCCGAAAGAUCUGAAGAAGCCAAGGGAUGUUCGGCAGCGGGGGGAGUUCAAGGUGCUUCAGAAGGAUGCUGUGGUGGCAACCGUAUGGAAAGACAAACGUCUCGUCUAUCACCUAUCCACGUUGAGCCAGCCUGCGGACAUACGAGAUGCCAGGAGACGCGUUUUAGGCAACCAUCUAGAACUUCAACAGCCACACACUGUUUAUGCUUAUAAUAAAUUUAUGGGUGGAGUGGACCUACAUGACCAAUUCCGGGCGAAAUAUAACAUUGGACGCUGUGGUAAAAAGUGGUGGCGCUACAUAUUUUGGUUUAUUUUAAAUUGUUCUAUUGUGAACGCUGGAAUAUUGUAUCAGCAAGCCGCAACCAGGCGAACGAAGAAGCGAAGGUUUACGAACCUCAACUUCAGAGAAGAGCUUCUCAUGGACUUAAUCGGAGGAUAUUCGAAGAAGCAUUGUGCUGUUGUAGAGCAGUUGCAACCCCCUCGUGUGGCUGAUGGGAAUCAGGGAUUACAUGUUAAUGUCCGUUUGUCUGGAGGAAAGACAACAUGCAAAUAUCACAGUCGUUUUUUGAAGACCACUAACAUUCCUCGAGUUGUGUAUGGCUGUGCUGUUUGCUUAGUGCAUUUGUGUAAGGAAUGCCACAUGCCCUAUCAUGAGGCAGUGCGUGUACAGAGGGCUCCUGCCAGGCCAUGAACUGUUGAAUUGAAAUAGUAUUUACUAUAUAUUUCAAUAUUCAAUGAACAAUUCAACAUGUAUAUAUUUUUCCUUGUUUGUUGUGUACAUAAAAGUGUAUUAUAGGUUUAAAAAUUGAAUUAAUUCAAUUUUCUUUUUAAAAUACUCAUCUUUAAAACCAUGUUUGUUAAGUUUUGUAUA